AUGAUUUUCACGUCGUUUUUCACGGUAAGUGGAGGAUCUUAUGGCUCUGAAGUAGUUCUUCCAGUAAUUGGAUUGAGGUAUUUCACUUUCAUUCAGAUAUGUAUUUGUUUUUUUUACGCAAUCCCCUUGAUUUUGAUCUAUGAACUGCUAAACAAAUCAUUCCCUCCAAAUUCAGGUCCGAAGAGCUGGUGCGAAAGUAUUUUUGAUCCUUUUUUUGCUUCCUUUCUGGAUUUAAUUUACAUUUUUAUGGAAAUAGGUAUGCUCUCCUCAUACGUUGGCGUAGCAUCAGCAUAUGUACAUUCUUUUUCAAGGUCUUUAAGAUACGGUGCUUUUUCCGCUAACAGUCAGCUAACUAUCUCGGUAAUAGUUUUCCUGCUAAUAAUUGCAAUAUCACUGCUUUUGACGUACUUUGACGAUUACAUUAUAUGGAUGUUUACUAUUGUUGUUGCGCCUUUAAUAAUUAUGGUCAUUUUCACUUUUUGGUCAAUUCCAAUUAAAUCGUGGGGAACAAUUCCAGACUUACCUGAGAAAAACCAGUUAAAUUGGAUUGUUGGACUUCAGUAUGUGAUGUGGCUAAAUUGUGGUUAUGAAAGAUCUUUUUCGCCUAAUUUAAAAACUUCUAAGGCUCAAUUAACAAAUGAUAGGGACUUUAAGUUUUGCUUAAUUGCAAAUGUAGUUCUUGUUUCUAUUUUGUAUAUCCUUCCUCUUUGGUGUGGAUGCUGUAUUCUGAACCAUUUUAACAAGGAUAGCCGAUCAUUUCAGCUUGGUAAUUUUUUUACACUAUCAGGAUUCUUGGUAGGGGGAAAUAUUUUGUCGAGCUUGAUUACCAUUUCUGCUUGUUUCUCAUCGAUUGGGUGCAUUACUUCAGAUGUAGGAUUGGUUUUACAGUUUCUUAUUGCACAGUGGUGUAGAAUUAAAAAUAUUCAAAAUUAUAGACUAUCAUUUCUCCAAGAAACUCUCAUUUCUUUGGGAAUUGUUAUGUUUUGUUCAUUUUUAACAAUGUUAAUUAACCAAGAACAUUUUGCUGCUGGUGCUUCAACUUUAUAUGGAUUCAUUACCUUGAUUACAGUUAUUGCAUAUCUCAAAUUUCUUUGGACAAUUGACACAAAAGAGACUUUUCCAGACUCAGAAUUCCUUCUUAAUAAUAAAAAUAUUACCAAGCCUUCACAUUUUUUAUUAUUAAACUCAUUAUACUACAGUAAACUACCUCUCAGAGUUAAGCAAGUUUUACAUUCUACACUUGCAAUCCCAACCAUAUUUUUCACCCUCAUUAUAUUCUUUACAACCUCUUCUAUCCUAUACCUAGCUAUUAUUUUAGUAGCACUCCUAGUUACUCCUAUAUUUGUUCCUAAAAAUUGCAAAAGUCAAAACUCCAAGAACCAUAAAAUUGAAACGUCAAGAAAGUUCCCGGCAGUUUUGAACAUAUUAUAG
Messenger RNA from Cryptosporidium ubiquitum, 1431 nucleotides. RefSeq lists its product as uncharacterized. The record is from RefSeq and is a predicted model, not a curated record. The transcript has a single exon. Lineage: Eukaryota; Apicomplexa; Conoidasida; Eucoccidiorida; Cryptosporidiidae. Gene Ontology annotation, molecular function: transmembrane transporter activity. The coding region runs from base 1 to 1431 and encodes 476 amino acids.